GGUACAACUACUACAAGGCGCCACCGAGGGCCUUCUCACUGUGUGGCCCUUUAUUCUCUCCUCACAGAAAGCAGCUACCAUCCUGCGCCACUCCAAUAUUUUGGCGCUUCAUCACAAUGAGCACCACUUGGAACGCAGGUUGCAAGAGAACUUUCAGUUCCAGCAUCUACUCUGACAAGUUUCAUAUAUGGAAUGAGAACGUUGUUAAGGUGAACUACAAUGGAUGUCACGAUCCACAUCGUAGUAGAUGCAAAAAGCCUGACACUAAGUGUUUUGUAAGCAGUAGCGGUCAGUUGCCUGGCGCGAGACUGUCCUUGGAGAGUGGUGGCAAUCAGCUGCACCCUGGAAACGCCCAUUGGUGUUGCAAUCCGCUGCAACUCAAAAGAGAGAGCCACUUGUGGCCGCGCAAGUGGGGUGUGAAUGCAGCAGCCAGGAACAGUGUCGCGAUUGAAGAGGCGGACGAGGAUGUUACGGAGGAGGAAGAGAGCUUCCACAGACAUACCACCAGAGACGAUGCAUACUGGAAUAGUAUAAUGCAGGCCAUCACUGAGGAUGCAUCUCCACGGUCUGAACAUAAAGAUUCAAAGCGGUUAGUGAAUAGGGACAAGGGGGAGCAGAUUGGAACAGUAAAUAACGUUGAGAAGCAGAGCCCGGGGAAGUUGCAAAAAAACAUUAAGCACGUGGUCAAAAAUGAAGCGGAAGGAGAAGCUUCAAAGCAACUGGAUGGCAGAUGGAAAGAAGCAGUUGAUACUGAAGUGAAGGUGUCUCUGAAACAACUUUUGCAAUUCGAAAGAACAGGGCACGUCUUGGUGCGCCAGCUUGUGCCAGAAGAGGCGAUGGAGGAGUGUGCGGAAGAGAUCUGGGCUGCUGCAAGGGAGCAAGAGCUUGAAGCGUACCGACACCGGGUUGCUGUCUUGUGCCCCGGGGUGGACGCUAGUUCGGUGUCCAACAUCGAGCAGGCGCUGGCCGUGUUGGCCGAGCAUGCUACCGACGAGCUGGGCUUCCUCCAGAUGUUCAACCUGCACCGCUACAGCCGCACAGUCCGGGAACUGGUCACUUCCCCUCGGCUGGCCAGGGUGGCUGCGGAUCUCUUGGGCGCCUCGAAAGUGCGACUGUAUCAGGACUGUCUCUUUUUGAAGCAGCCGGGAUUCGGGGCGACCAACUGGCACUCUGAUUUGAAUAUGGUUCCCCUGGACACGAACGCGUUUGUAACGUUGUGGAUCCCGCUGCGCGCCAUGGAUGAAGACGACUCCGGCCUGCUGUUCGCUUCCGGUUCCCACCGCGACUUUUCGCUGGCCUACUGGCAGGACCUGGAGGGAAUGGAGGACCUGGAGCGGCGCGAAUAUUUGCUGGAGGACCACGGCGCUCUUGACCUGGGGGAUGCCACGUGUCACCACGGCUGGUGCUUGCACUACGCCUCGCCGCAGCCCGAGGACUCGGACGCACGGGCAGCCCUCAGCAUAAGCUACUUUGCGGACGGGGCGAGGGUGCUGGACACACGGCAUGCGAGGCGAAAACCUCACGACGAAGACGCAUGGAGCUUUCGAGGAUGGAGACAAGCACUGCGAGAAGGCGACCUGGCAAACCACCCCUUGUUACCUCUCGUCUAUCCAGCUGCGUUGAAUGAUCGAAAAGACGUCACGAAGCGUAAAAAGACGAGACGAUAACCUCGUCGGAGUUGCCAUUUAGCUGCCAACUUUCCAUUUGCCUGCCUCCCUCUUGCCAGUUGUUGGAGAAUGCAAAUCGGUCGAUCUUGCAAGAUAAGUAAUCGAGCAUACUGAGCAGCCAUACAGCUUGGACGUGUGCUUCUCGCCCAGUGAACCUGAUUGCCCCUAGUCGUCAAGCUGCACACAGGAG
Molecule: messenger RNA, 1857 nt
Organism: Klebsormidium nitens
Lineage: Eukaryota; Viridiplantae; Streptophyta; Klebsormidiophyceae; Klebsormidiales; Klebsormidiaceae
Source: the annotation of a GenBank genome assembly